GUCAAAAACAACAGUACCUUUUCAAUUUCAAUAAUAAAUAAGCAAAGAUAGGCACGCGACACACAUUAGACUCAUUGUAGUAAAGUUAUUAGAAUAUCUGCCAAAAUGGCAACUUUAAUAAAAGAUGUAACACUCCAGGAAAACAUUCCAACACAUAUACUUCUUGACAAGCACAUAGAUUUUAUUAAAGAAUAUGGACAAAAAGAAAGUACAUAUGAAUACGGUAUGACUGAUUAUUUGAGAAUAUCGGGCAUGUAUUGGGCACUUGGGGCUCUAGAACUUAUGAACGCCACUCCAGCUCAAAGUAUAGAAGAGAUCACAGAAUACAUAAAGAAUUGCCAAGAUCCAGAAAGUGGUGGAAUUAGUGCCUGCCUAAACCAUGAUCCCCAUAUUUUACAUACACUUAGUGCUGUUCAAAUUCUCUGCAUCUACAAUAAAUUAGAGGCAAUAAAUGUAGAGGGUGUUGUUAAAUAUAUUGCAAGCCUUCAGUUACCUGAUGGUAGUUUUACAGGAGAUAAGUGGGGUGAAGUUGACACUAGGUUCUCAUUUUGUGCAGUUGCAACAUUAUCAUUGCUUAAUAAAAUGGAUGCAAUUGAUGUAAAUAAAGCCAUAGACUUUGUUAUACAAUGUAAAAACUUUGAUGGUGGUUUCGGAUCUAGGCCACUUUCAGAAAGUCAUGCAGGGUUAAUGUACUGCUGUGUUGGCUUUUUAUCUAUUACAAAUAGGUUAGAUGCCAUUGAUAGAGAUACCCUUGCUUGGUGGUUGUGUGAAAGACAAUUACCCUCAGGUGGUUUAAAUGGCAGACCAGAAAAAUUACCUGAUGUAUGUUACUCAUGGUGGGUAUUAUCGUCAUUAACCAUGUUAGGCAGGCUCCAUUGGAUUGAUGCCAAUGCUCUGAAAAACUUUAUUUUGGCUUGUCAAGAUACAGAGACAGGAGGAUUUGCAGAUAGGCCUGGUGACAUUGCUGAUCCUUUUCAUACCAUAUUUGGGUUAGCAGCCUUGUCCCUUUUGGGACAUGAUUCUGUAAAGCAAAUUAAUCCUACGUACUGCAUGCCACAAGAAGUCAUUGAUAGGUUACAAUUAAAACCUCAGAGGUUAGAGCAAUAAGAUAUUUUAAUUUAAGUUAUCUUAUUAAACGCUGCUUUAAUGUUAACAAGUAUUAAUUAAAAACAGUAUCAUACUAAAAGUAUCAUGGUGUUAAACUAAUAUUAUUCUAUUCAUAAUAUAUUUUACUGGUCAUGUUAUGCACCUGAUUUUGAUUGUUCGUCGCACAUGUUUCAUUCCAUUGAAAUUAACAAUUUGAUGUCGCAUUUCCUCAUACAAUAGUUUUUCCAAUUAUCGUCUGUCCAGUUAAGUGGCGACAUAAAAAUUCAAGUAUUGUUACUGUUCUGUCUUUACCUGUCGUCAUGCUGUAAUUUUGAAAAAUCCCUUUAAUGCAUCUGUUAGUCCAAAUUGUUCUUUUUCUUGGUCAUUUCAAUUUCGUUAGAUUUUGUCUAUCUCCCAUUUUAUAACUCAAAUUGUUUUGAAAUUUUUGGUUUGUUGUUUACCUUCCAUGAAAUCAGUGAGAUCGCAUCCCACUGUUUUAAGCCUCUAGAAAUUUUAAUAUAAUUAAUUUGAAUAAAGGGUUGAGAUAAAGUAUGGAACCAACUAAAUAUCUUUCUAACAGAAAAGAGGCCAUACAUAAAACUUUGCAUGUACAUAUAAUAACACAUGACUCAUCUAACGUCAUGUACAUACCAAUUUUGGAAGAAAACAUUUGUUAAAACGAGAAAUAAAUCACUUUAUAUUUAAAGAAUAGGCAAAUUUAUUUGCCAACGCUAAUAAUGAUUUAAAAAUGUUCAAAAUGCUUGCAAAAGUGCACAUCAUCACAAUGUGUAUGCCUCAAAUGGCUAUUUACUAGCUUAAUAGGACUUGUCUUCAUGUGAACAGCGCAUGUGCAGCCGCCACUUUUUUACAUCACAUUUAUUAAAUAAAAAAUAAAGUCCAAUACGAGAAAUGUUAUCCAAAUAUGUUACCAAAAUAUGCAACAUCGACACAGUAUUUAUUUGAAAGUUUACCAUUUGGUAACAUACCUCCAUUCUUUAUUCUUCUUUAUCCAUUCUUUAACAUGGUAAUUUAUUCUCGAAUAGAUAUGUUAUGUUUGUGGACUUAAAUGAUCAGAUGAUCACAAUGUAUUCAGUAUUUAAGAUAAUGUUAAAGUUGCGUUUAAUAAAAUAUUAAAAAGAAGUGAUUUUUUCUAAGAGUAACAAUAGUUUUCCUUUUAAGUGUUAAAGUACCAAAUAUACUUUUAUAAUUAUUGUGAAAUAAUAUAAAAUAAUAUAAUUAUAGUGAAAAUAAAUAUUUAGUAUAUUGAAA
Molecule: messenger RNA, 2355 nt
Organism: Diabrotica balteata
Lineage: Eukaryota; Metazoa; Arthropoda; Insecta; Coleoptera; Chrysomelidae
Source: the annotation of a GenBank genome assembly